This is a messenger RNA of Drosophila obscura, 715 nucleotides long. Its product is annotated as serine protease 3. Gene Ontology annotation, biological process: proteolysis. NCBI's taxonomy places the organism in Eukaryota, Metazoa, Arthropoda, Insecta, Diptera, Drosophilidae. The record is from RefSeq and is a predicted model, not a curated record. Gene Ontology annotation, molecular function: serine-type endopeptidase activity.
AUGGGAGCUGUGCUAGUCCGACGAAAUGGCUUUACUCGCACUCCUAUUGGCGACUCUUGUGGCCUCGGCUCUGGCCCAUGACGCUGUGCACCCAAAAGACCUGCAGGUGGAACACAGAAAUAUUACGGGUCGCAUUACCAACGGCUAUGAAGCGACUGAGGGAAAGGUCCCCUAUAUCGUGGGCAUCAGCUUCAACAGCAACGGAAGGUGGUGGUGGUGUGGUGGCUCGAUCAUCAGCAACACCUGGGUACUGACAGCUGCUCACUGCACCAGCGAUGCUGAUGAGGCAUCACUCUACUAUGGGGCUACCAACUACGAGCAGGCGGCCUUCAGGCACACCGUCAGCAGCGCCGCUUUCAUUAGAUAUCCCGAUUAUCGGGGGCUUGACCAUGACAUAUCCCUGAUCAGAACACCUCAUGUGGAUUUUUAUAGCCUUGUGGACAAGGUUGAGCUUCCCAGUCUGGAUGAACGCUACAACUCAUUCGACAGCUACUUGGCCUUGGCCUCUGGCUGGGGUGCCAUUUACGAUGGCAGCAAUGUGGUGGAAGAUCUACGCUGCGUGGACGUGGAAGUCAUCCCUCUAUCGAAGUGCCAGGCCUACUACGGCACCGACCAGGGCGAUUCUGGACCUUCUCUGGUCACGCAUGACGGUGCAAAGCUGAUCGGCGUGACUUCCUUCGAAGAAAUUAAUUUUCACGGCAUGGCACAUCCGUAA